GCGGGUCAGUGGGGAUUGGCUCUGGAGCUGCAGCGCCCGGAGUAAAAAAAAAAAAAGGUUUCGAAUCGAGAGACGCCUCGAAGGGAAGCCCGAGCAAAACCAACGACCGACAAGCCCAAACGCCGCAAAGGUCGGAUCGCCGCAGACAACAAUGGCGGCAGAAGUGUUACCGCUGGCACAGGUCAAGCUGCCAUCGGGCCCCAGUCCCGUCACGCCCGAGCAGCGAUACUGGAGGUCGUUCAAGAACCAGAAAUCCCAUACGUCGACGGCCUCAUGGCCCAUCUCCCACAUCAGCUUCCCCGCCGCGACGGGCGCGACCUUGUCCAACUCGCUCGUCGCAGCCACCAAGCUCAAUGACCUGUUCGCUGUGACGUCCGGCCCCCGCAUCGACAUCUUCUCGAUCCGCAAGCGCGAGCCCCUCAAGACCAUCGGCCGCUUCGACAGCGAGGCCCACUGCGGCGAGAUCCGCGCCGACGGGAGGGUGUUGGUCGCCGGCGAGGACACGGGCAGGAUGCAGGUGUUUGACGUUGGCGGUGGCACGCGGGCCGUGAUUCUAAAGACAUGGCACAUCCACAAGCAGCCCGUGUGGGUGACCAAGUGGUCGCCCACCGAGCUGACGACGCUCAUGAGCGCCAGCGACGACAAGACGGUUCGCCUGUGGGAUCUGCCUUCGAACGAACCGAGCCGGAUGUUCACGGGCCACUCCGACUACGUUCGCAGCGGUGCGUUUAUGCCGGGCGGGAACAGCAACCUGCUGGUCUCGGGCUCUUACGACGAGACGGUCCGCGUCUGGGAUGCGCGAACGGCCGGCGGCGCCGUCAUGACCUUCAAACACGCCGACCCCAUCGAGGACGUCCUCCCUUUACCGUCCGGAACAACCCUCCUGGCCGCCGCGGGGAACGCCAUCUCGGUUCUCGACCUCGUCGCAGCGAAACCGCUCCGUCUCAUCACAAAUCACCAAAAGACCGUCACGUCGCUCUCCCUCGCGUCCCACGGCCGGCGCGUCGUCAGCGGCAGCCUGGACGGCCACGUCAAGGUGUUCGAGACGACGGACUGGAACGUGGUCGCCGGGUCCAAGUAUCCGAGCCCGAUCCUCUCGCUCUCCGUCGUCACCGCCGGCGCCGCCCGAGAAGACCGGCACCUCGUCGUCGGCAUGCAGUCCGGCGUCCUCUCCAUCCGCACCCGCCUCUCGGGCGCCGCCGCCGAGAAGGCGCGGGACCGCGCGGCGGUCGAGGCCGCGCGCGACAUGGGCACCGCGGCGCUCGAGAAGCUCGACGCCCAGAAGGCCAAGCGGAAGCGCGCGGCCAUGACCAACAAGUCGAUGGACCUCCUCGGCGAGGCCGUCGACGUCAUCAUCCCCACCGACGCCCAGGGCGGCCGCGGGCGUCGCCCCAAGCUCAAGCCGUGGCAGCGCUACUUCCGCCAGGGCCGCUACGCCGCCGCGCUCGACGAGGUCAUCGACAUGACCGACGAGCAGUACCAGCCCGUCACCGCCCUGACCCUGCUCGUCGCCCUCCGCCACCGGUCGGCCCUGCGCGAGGCGCUCGAGGGCCGCGACGAGAUCUCGGUCCUGCCCCUCCUUAAGUGGGUGAGCAAGUAUAUCUCCGACCCGCGGUACCUGAGCAUCUGCGUCGACCUGUCUUUCCACCUUCUGGAUCUCUACAGCGAGCACGUCGGGGGCAGCGCCGAGCUGGCCGCCCAGUUCCAGUCGCUGCUGGGCAAGGUGUCCAAGGAAGUGGAGAAGGCGCAGAUGGCGAUCCAGACGCACGGGAUGGUGGAGAGCUUGAUGUUUGGAGCGAUGCAGUAAAUGGGGAGGGUGCGGCUGUACCAACUUAUCAACCCUUGGGGGAAUGGAAUGGGGAUGUGGGUUACCAAUCUUUCUUUCUUGCAUUGCGCCGGCGUUUCUGGUUCGGGUUUGGGAAAAGAAAAAAAAAUAAGAAUGAAAAUCUAGGCUGUAAGGAUGGGCCAUGCUCAAUGGUUAAUCAAGCUGGUAAAAGAGCAAUCGAUACCUGUGAUACUAUGUUGAGGAAAAUCUAACGAGACUUGAACUGGCU
This is a messenger RNA of Thermothelomyces thermophilus ATCC 42464, 2054 nucleotides long. RefSeq lists its product as uncharacterized. Gene Ontology annotation, cellular component: nucleolus. Gene Ontology annotation, molecular function: protein binding. The record is from RefSeq and is a predicted model, not a curated record. Gene Ontology annotation, biological process: positive regulation of transcription by RNA polymerase I; rRNA processing. Lineage: Eukaryota; Fungi; Ascomycota; Sordariomycetes; Sordariales; Chaetomiaceae. Bases 152 to 1807 code for a protein of 551 amino acids. The transcript has a single exon.